AAAUACAAAACUUAAUGGUGAGUGGCAACAUGUAGCAUGGGAUGGUUCGUUAGCAGGACGGAAACUUCUCAACUAACGUUCUUCCUUCAUUCUUGUGUGUCGAAGUGUGUGUUUGUGAAUGUGGGCUUCGUAGAUAAAUUUAUAAUCCAUAUUAAUCGAAGGAAACAAUAAAAUAUAAUAAUGGCACCCCGUAAAGGAAAGGUGAAGGAAGAACAGCCCGUAGUUGCUCUUGGACCUCAAGCUUUGGAAGGCGAAAAUGUUUUUGGUGUUGCUCACAUUUAUGCCAGUUUUAAUGAUACAUUUGUCCAUGUAACAGACUUAUCUGGGAGGGAAACAAUUGCAAGGGUUACUGGUGGAAUGAAAGUAAAAGCAGAUAGAGAUGAAGCUUCUCCAUAUGCUGCUAUGUUAGCAGCCCAGGAUGUUGCUGAAAAAUGCAAAUUGGUCGGAAUUACUGCAUUGCACAUCAAGCUAAGAGCGACUGGGGGAACAAGGACAAAAACACCUGGACCUGGUGCACAGUCAGCAUUACGUGCUUUGGCACGUAGUGGAAUGAAAAUUGGAAGAAUAGAGGAUGUGACCCCUAUUCCAUCAGAUACUACUCGCAGGAAAGGUGGACGACGUGGUAGAAGAUUGUAAACAAUCAUUUAUUUGUGAAUAAAGGGAAAAAAUAGCUGUUAUUGUUGUUUUAA
This is a messenger RNA of Argiope bruennichi, 689 nucleotides long. RefSeq names its product 40S ribosomal protein S14. The record is from RefSeq and is a predicted model, not a curated record. Gene Ontology annotation, molecular function: small ribosomal subunit rRNA binding; structural constituent of ribosome; mRNA 5'-UTR binding. The transcript is spliced from 5 exons. Bases 181 to 636 code for a protein of 151 amino acids. Gene Ontology annotation, cellular component: cytosolic small ribosomal subunit; ribosome. NCBI's taxonomy places the organism in Eukaryota, Metazoa, Arthropoda, Arachnida, Araneae, Araneidae. Gene Ontology annotation, biological process: maturation of SSU-rRNA from tricistronic rRNA transcript (SSU-rRNA, 5.8S rRNA, LSU-rRNA); ribosomal small subunit assembly; translation.